GUAUACUUUCUCCUACAACAUUUUCUGAAAUUUUCUUGUGCGUAUUCUUUCCAAAACCUCUCUCUCCCAAGUCUUCGGAAAUCCAUUUCAACUCCCACACAACGGUUUCCUUGUGCGAUUUAAGAAGCAAAUAGGAAGAAAAAUUCCUGGUCGGAAUCGGAGAAUUUGCGAGUAGUCGAAGAUGAUUCGGGUUUUCGCUAGGUCGGCGGCGAGGUCUCUGAUCAUUGGCAGGAGCUUUAACAGCCACAUUUCCAUGGCGGCAUUUCAGGAUAACAGAGCUUGCACGACGAUGGCGAUGAGGAUUAUGAUGAUGAGCACGGCGUCUUCCUCGACUCCGGAGGAUAAUCCGAAGGAGACUCCAAAAUCGGUGUCGGAAGCGAAGAAAGACGAAAGCAAUUUGAUGGUUUCGAGCUAUUGGGGAAUUUCGCGGCCGAUGAUCAAACGAAAGGAUGGGACCGACUGGCCUUGGAACUGCUUUUUGCCAUGGGAGACUUAUACCGCCGACUUAUCGGUGGAUCUGAGCAAACAUCAUGUGCCGAAGACAUUCUCUGACAAGUUUGCUUAUAGAACUGUGAAGCUUCUGAGAUGGCCGACGGAUUUGUUUUUCAAGAGGCGGUAUGGUUGCCGUGCAAUGAUGCUGGAAACUGUUGCGGCUGUCCCUGGUAUGGUAGGAGGAGCUCUCUUGCACCUGAGAUCUCUCCGCAAGUUCCAGCAAAGUGGUGGUUGGAUCAAAGCCUUGAUCGAAGAAGCAGAAAACGAGAGGAUGCACCUGAUGACGAUGGUGGAACUCGUCCAUCCAAAAUGGUAUGAGAGGAUGCUGGUUCUUGCCGUGCAGGGAGUCUUCUUCAACGCUUACUUUGUGCUCUAUCUACUCUCUCCUAAGCUUUCUCAUAGGAUUGUUGGGUACUUGGAGGAGGAGGCUAUACACUCUUACACCGAAUAUUUGAAGGAUAUUAAUGAGGGUAAGAUCGAAAAUGUUCCUGCCCCUGCAAUUGCUAUUGACUACUGGAGGCUACCCAAGGAUGCAACCCUUAAGGAUGUGAUUACUGUUAUUCGUGCCGAUGAAGCUCACCAUCGAGAUGUUAACCAUUUUGCAUCAGAUAUCCAUUUUCAAGGAAAGGAAUUGAGAGAAGCUCCAGCUCCUGUUGGAUACCAUUAGUAUUAUCUUGCUCAAAUAUGUGGUUUUAGUGUGUCUAUUAUAUGUGCCGAAUAAUGUUAGUUUUAUGGUUUACCUAAAGCACGAAUCACAAUCCGUGUGGAUGAAAAGAGAAGUAAAGGUUGAACAAUUAGUUGAAGUGACCUUGACAUUUAUGGCGGUUCCGCUACCUUUAUUAUUGUUAGUAACUUUUGCCUGUGUCAACUGUCAAGCUUCUCCUAGGGCUACAUAUCCUUUUCCCAUGAAAAGUUUAUAUUUAUGUUUA
Messenger RNA from Morus notabilis, 1421 nucleotides. RefSeq names its product ubiquinol oxidase, mitochondrial. The record is from RefSeq and is a predicted model, not a curated record. The transcript has 4 exons. Gene Ontology annotation, biological process: alternative respiration. Gene Ontology annotation, molecular function: alternative oxidase activity. Gene Ontology annotation, cellular component: mitochondrion. Bases 182 to 1159 code for a protein of 325 amino acids. Lineage: Eukaryota; Viridiplantae; Streptophyta; Magnoliopsida; Rosales; Moraceae.